CUUUUUCACAGAGCCAAACAAUCUCCGCCUGGGCUCUGAAAUGUCAGUAAAGCCCUGCUAAAACCCUAAACCCCUCCCAGAGCCCUAAGCCGCCAUGCCCUUCCUCUCCACCAUCACCAUCACCUCUCUCUGCACCUACCUCUCCCGCCAACUCAGCUCUCUCCCAAAGAACUCAAACCUCUCUCACAUCCCCUCCAAGCACAGAUCUCAAGCCGUUCUGCUUGCCCAAAAGGCCCUCACGGACUACUUCCACUCCACCAGGUCCUUACCCUUCCUCUAUGCCGAGCACAUUGGCAGGAAUUCAUUCUAUUCUUUAUACGAUCCCAUUUCGAAGGUCGAGUUUUCCCUCUCCUCCUUCGCCAAGAGCUUCGAGAGGUUCCUCAGGUACCAUCCCAUCAACGAAUUUGAGUUUUUCUUUGAAAGCAUUGGGAUAAACCAGAAAGAAAUUUCUGGGUUUUUGCCUUCAAACAAAUUCUUCUUUGCGGAGGAUGGAAGGAUCUUGAAUGCGGCUGGUGCGCUUUCGGGUUUCGGGUUUCCAUGGAACAAGCUCGGGAUACUGUACAAGGCGGAGGCGUCGAUUUUCGAUAAGGAUUCGGCUGAUUUAUCUCGUAGGUUGUGUCGGUUUAAGGAUUAUGGGCUUAGUAAUGUAUCUGUUAUUGGAAUUUGUUUGGCUUUUCCGUUUGUUUUGGGUGGGAAGGGUGAUUUAGGUGUUGAAGCUGGUGCAUUGUUUGAUGAUUUGAAAAGGGUUUUUGUGGAUUUUGAUUUGGGGAGUUUUGUGGAGGAAAAUGUGGAUGCUUGGUAUGAGAUUUGCAGGAAAAUUAGGCUAUUUUAUGAUCUUGGUUGUGAGAAGGGUAAGAUUGGAGAACUAAUGGGGAGGAGUAGAAACAUUUUUCUCGAGUACUCAGAAGAGGGUUUAGUUAGAAAGACGGAUUUCUUUUGUAGGUUGAAUGUUAGGAAGGCAGGUAUUGGCUUGUUGCUUCUAGAGUGCCCAGAGAUUCUGAGUUUUGAUUUGGAGGCACCAGUAAUUUCAGUGAUGGGUUUUUUGAAACAUUUUGGAUUGGGGUUGCAGAAGUCGAAGUCUGUUGCCCGAAUGUAUCCAUAUGUUUUGGGAAGAAAUAAAAUGGCUAAUUUGCCUCAUGUGAUGAGAGCAUUGGAUCUUCAUGAAUGGUUUUUUGGUAUGAUGAAGAAUGGGAAUCAUCGGCUGCUGGGUAAUUAUGUUUUGAGUCAUCCUGAUGAAGACUUGGAUGAAGAUUAUAGAGUUGGCUUAGAGAAAAUUCAAUCGUCAAGAACCCCAGCUCACACAAUUAAUAAGCUGAACUUCUUGCAUGGAAUUGGGUAUGGGGAGAAUCUUUUGACCAUGAAGGUCUUGGAACAUGUGCAUGGUACUAGCAGUGAGUUACAGGAGCGGUUCAAUUGCCUUCUCCAUGCAGGACUUGAAUUCUCAAAGCUCUGCACAAUGAUAAGCUUUUCGGCAAAGAUCCUAAACCAAAAGCCAGAAAUUCUUGAAAGAAAAGUGAAUUUUCUCAUCCAGGAAAUGGGGUUAUCUUUGCAGUACCUUGAUGUUUUCCCAGCAUAUUUGUGUUUUAACUUAGAUAACAGGAUUAAGCCUAGAUAUAGAUGCCAUGUGUGGCUUGCAGAAAAUGGUUUGUGUACAAAAAAUUACUCACUUGCAAGUAUGAUUGCAACUAGUGAGAAAAGCUUCAUAGCUCGCCUUUAUGGCAUUCAUCCAGCUGUUCCCAAACUUUGGUUAGAGUGUUUCUCGCCCCAAAAAGACCAAUGAUAGUUGGCAAAGGACAUUGGCCUUAUAAUCCUUUUACCAGUUUAUUGUGAAUGAUGAACUUAUUAUUGGUCCGUAUGGUCUAGGAAUCUCACUAUGACAAUUCAGGACCAUCAUUGUGAAACGAUACUGGGAGAUAACUUGUUUCAAAAUCAUUUCAUAUUUGAGAUUAUCACAAGAUUAAGUGACCUGUCAUCGAAUAUGGUGGAUCUAUUUCGGAUCUCCACCAAGAGUAGCAGCUUUUAUUUCCUCUGCUCCUGCUUCUCAGCCAAUACGGGUAGCUUUUGGCAAAGCAGGUGGAUGGAUACAUAUAUUCUUCAGAUGAUACAACAAGCUAGUGCUCAACAUUCAGUGUAAAUUUCCUGCCUUCAAAAUGUUUAUUUUCCCACAUUAUGGUUGUUGUGAAGUGUUGCAGCAUAUAACAGGAUUCUGGGGAAGACAGCUCUUUGUUCUAAUUAUUUUCUAGUUGGAAACAUUCUAAGGUUUUUG
Messenger RNA from Vitis riparia (riverbank grape), 2266 nucleotides. Its product is annotated as transcription termination factor MTEF18, mitochondrial. Lineage: Eukaryota; Viridiplantae; Streptophyta; Magnoliopsida; Vitales; Vitaceae. Gene Ontology annotation, molecular function: double-stranded DNA binding. Gene Ontology annotation, biological process: chloroplast organization; regulation of DNA-templated transcription. The transcript has 2 exons. Gene Ontology annotation, cellular component: chloroplast. The coding region runs from base 95 to 1780 and encodes 561 amino acids. The record is from RefSeq and is a predicted model, not a curated record.